Messenger RNA from Dichomitus squalens LYAD-421 SS1, 1017 nucleotides. RefSeq lists its product as uncharacterized. Lineage: Eukaryota; Fungi; Basidiomycota; Agaricomycetes; Polyporales; Polyporaceae. Gene Ontology annotation, biological process: ubiquinone biosynthetic process. The coding region runs from base 6 to 980 and encodes 324 amino acids. Gene Ontology annotation, molecular function: methyltransferase activity. The record is from RefSeq and is a predicted model, not a curated record. The transcript has 3 exons.
CCGUCAUGCAGCGCACUCUCCGUCUUGCCCACCCGAGGCCCGUCCUCUCAAAUUGCCGUCCUCACUGUCCUUCGUCUCUCGUCGCUGCGCGGCGCAACCACCAAAGUGCUCCACAGAGCACACAGACUCAGGCUGGCGCCUCGGCGAGCAGCAGCACCUUCAAUGACAACAGGGACUCGCAGCGCACAACGCACUUCGGGUUCCAGACCGUGCCGGAGGAGGCGAAGGAGUCGCUCGUGCGCAACGUCUUCGACAGCGUCGCGUCCUCGUAUGACCUCAUGAACGACGCCAUGUCCCUCGGGGUGCACCGCCUCUGGAAGGACGAGUUCGUCUCGCGUCUCAAGCCUGGGUCGCGCGGCCCACUCCGUUGCAUCGACGUCGCAGGCGGGACUGGGGACAUUGCAUUGCGGAUACUGGACUUCGCACGCGAGAAGUACGCGGACAGGGAGACGAGCGUGGACGUGGUGGACAUCAACGGCGAGAUGCUCAAGGAGGGGUACAAGCGGUUCAAGAAGACCAUGUACCACAACACUCCCCAGAUAGCGUUUAAGGAGGCGAACGCGCAGGCGAUGCCGGAGUCCGAGUUCCCCUCGAACACGUACGACGUCUACACGAUCGCGUUCGGCAUCCGCAAUUGCACCUCCGUCCCCGACGUCCUCCGGGAGGCCUACCGCGUCCUGAAACCCGGCGGCACCUUCGCAUGCCUCGAGUUCAGCCAUGUCAACAACCCCCUUUUCCGCACCGUCUACGACCAGUAUUCGUUCUCAGUCAUCCCGCUCCUCGGCACCAUCCUUGCUGGGGACCGCGCAUCGUACCAGUACCUUGUCGAAAGCAUUCGCAAGUUCCCGCCCCAGCCUGACUUCGCCAAGAUGAUCCAGGAUGCGGGCUUUAGCACUGGCGCCCUGCACGAGGGCAAGGGUGGCGCCUGGAUCGACCUUUGGGAUGGGAUCGCGAGUAUUCACACUGGUGUCAAGCUAUAGACUACCGUAUCAUCUGCCUAAUCAUGCGCACGCUCUG